CAACCGCCAUGAGCUCGAGAGGAUAUAAAGCCCUCGUGCUCCUCCGACUCAUCCCAUUAGCAUCAUACUCAUCCCCAUCAUCACCAGCUUCUUCACCAGCCGAUUGACUCGGUCUGCCUAGUUUCUCUUCUUUAAUCUCCUGUCUUACCAUCCUAUCUUCACGUUAAACCUUUCUUUUCAAGACUACUUGGUUGAUCCAAUUUAAUCUUCAAGAUGUACACAAAGUCUAUUCUCGUUCUUGCUCUUUCUGCUGCGGGCUUGAUCAGCGCCCACGGCAAUGUUCAGGUCGUCACUGGCGACCAAGGUGGCAAUGGCACAGCCCUUGGAAUCAAGGGUGGUGUCAUCCCGAGGUUCGGAAAGAACGCCGCGACUGAAGCGGACACGACAGUAUUUGGCGGCAAGGCGAACCAGCCUAUGACCGACGGUCUUGGCAAGACCACGGCCAACGGCAAGCUGCAGGUCGCCGACCUGGCAGCUGCGAUGGCCCUCUCAGGCAACACUCUGCCCCAGGUCUCUGCUGAUGGCGCUGGCACCAUCACCGGCACUUGGCGCACUGUCACCAGUGACGGCACCGCGAAUGACAAGCAGGGAAACCUGUUUGCUGUCCUCGACACCACCGGCACUGGCAAGUACUCUGCGGGUACACAGCUCGUUGCCACUUCGAGCAUGGUUGGAAACGGAAAGGGAAAUGUGGUCCAGAGGGCCGUGGACUUCGUUCUCCGGUCCGUCGGCAUCCAGAGGCGCGCCACCAACGUUGGCGCCGACGCUGCCUUCACUGUCAAGAUCCCAGCGGGGACCACCUGCACAGGAAAGGAUGCUGCCAGCGGACAGAGCAACUUCUGCCUCUUGAAGGUCGUGAACAACAACAAUGCCGGUCCUUUCGGCGGUAACAUCGCAUUCCAAAUGGCCGGUGCAGCCGGCGCUGCUCCUGCAGGCGACGCCGCAACCCCGGCCGCCGCCAAGACCAAGGGCAAGGGCAAGAACGCCAAGCGCUUCCAGGCAUAAAUAUAACUUAUCUGAUUGAGAAGGCUCAGUGAGGGUUAUCGACCCUACAAGAUGGGGAUGAUGCGGCUUUGGUAUGGAUGGGGAGCGGUGUGAAGUCCCUCGAUGGAGGGACUUCAAUCUGUUUCAAGGAAUGGGAUUGAACUCUUAUAGCAUAAUCCACAAGCAUAUAAACCGGCUUCGCGCAUUAUCAGCACAACUAACUUGGCUAUCUUCUCGAAUUGAAAAGA
Microdochium trichocladiopsis is the source of this 1232-nucleotide messenger RNA. RefSeq lists its product as uncharacterized. The record is from RefSeq and is a predicted model, not a curated record. NCBI's taxonomy places the organism in Eukaryota, Fungi, Ascomycota, Sordariomycetes, Xylariales, Microdochiaceae. Bases 214 to 1005 code for a protein of 263 amino acids. The transcript is spliced from 3 exons.